GAGGUAGACUUGGGAAAGUUAAAGGCCCAACAUUCCGAAUUUCAGGAGUGCAAGUGAAUGCAAAGCUAGUCAUCUCUCAUGAAGAAGAGUUGGCACCAUUGCACAAAUCCAUUCCUUCAGAUCCAGAAGAAAGGAAAAGAUAUGUCAUCCCAUGCCACACCAAGGCAGCUCAUUUUGAUAUAGAUUGGGGUAAGGAAGAUGAUUCCAAUCUGUUAAUAGGUAUCUAUGAAUAUGGCUAUGGCAGCUGGGAAAUGAUAAAAAUGGAUCCUGAUCUAAGUUUGACACAGAAGAUUUUACCUGAUGAUCCAGAUAAGAAGCCCCAGGCCAAGCAGUUACAGACCCGUGCAGAUUACCUCAUUAAAUUACUGAAUAAAGACCUUGCAAGAAAAGAAGUGCAAAGAUUUACUGGUGCAGGCAAUUCAAAGAGGAGGAAAACAAGAACUAAGAAGAAUAGAACAACAAAGGCUGAAAAAAUUAAAGAAAUAAAAAGUGACUCCUCAUCACCACCCUCAGAAAAAUCUGAUGAAGAUUAUGAGGAUAAUGAGGACAAGAUUGUUUCAGUGAAAUAUCCACAUAAAAAAAUAAAAGCAGAAGAAGAAAAUGAAAAGCCUGAGCCAGAUAUUGGUAUAAAGAAGGAAGCUGAAGACAAAAGAGAGACAAAAGAAAAAGAAAAUAAGAGGGAUUUGAAAAAGGAGAAAAAAGAAAAAGACAAUAAGAAAGAAUUAAAAAAUAUUAAAGAAAAGAGAGACAACAAAGUAAAAGAAUCCACACAGAAAGAAAAAGAAAUAAAGGAAGAAAAGGUAAAUGAAAUCAAAUCUGAAAAUAAAGAAAAAAAUAAAAAAGUUUCAUUAUUGGAUAUUCCAGUUCAUAUUACUGCAACUAGUGAACCAGUUCCUAUAUCUGAAGAAUCUGAAGAACUGGAUCAGAAGACAUUCAGUGUGUGCAAAGAAAGAAUGAGGCCUGUCAAAGCAGCAUUGAAACAACUGGAUAGACCAGAGAAAGGCCUUUCUGAAAGGGAGCAGCUGGAGCAUACUAGACAGUGCUUAAUCAAAAUUGGGGACCACAUUACUGAAUGUCUAAAGGAGUACAAAAAACCUGAGCAAAUUAAACAGUGGAGAAAAAACUUGUGGAUUUUUGUCUCUAAGUUUACAGAAUUUGAUGCCAGAAAGCUGCACAAGCUGUAUAAACAUGCAAUCAAAAAACGCCAAGAAUCUCAACAACACGUUGACCAUAAUAUUAGCAGCAGUGUGAAUACACAUGUAAUUAGAAAUCCAGAUGUUGAAAGACUGAAAGAGAAUACAAACCAUGAUGAUAGUAGCAGGGACAGUUAUUCUUCUGAUAGACAUUUGUCACAAUACCAUGAUCAUCGUAAGGACAGGCAUCAGGGAGAUGCUUAUAAGAAAAGUGACUCUAGGAAAAGGUCCUAUUCAGCCUUCAGCAAUGGAAAUGACCACAGAGACUGGGAUCACUAUAAACAAGACAGCAG
Messenger RNA from Eurypyga helias (sunbittern), 1486 nucleotides. RefSeq names its product chromodomain-helicase-DNA-binding protein 1-like. The record is from RefSeq and is a predicted model, not a curated record. Lineage: Eukaryota; Metazoa; Chordata; Aves; Eurypygiformes; Eurypygidae. The transcript has 10 exons. The annotation marks the transcript as partial.